UUCAGGGGACGACCCUUUUGGACAUUUCAGCUUUGAGCCAAUUUAUUGGCGUCGCGCGCCAUCUACGGGCAGAUCACAGAUCAAGAUGGCAGCGUCAACAGCACAGAAGGUCCAGGAGGUUCGUGAAGUGACGAGGAUCGAGCGGAUAGGAGCUCAUUCCCACAUCAGAGGUCUUGGUCUAGAUGAUGCCCUGGAAGCAAGGAAUGUCUCUCAGGGGAUGGUUGGACAAACUGCAGCCAGGAGAGCUGCAGGAGUCAUCCUGGAGAUGAUCAAGGAAGGUAAAAUAGCAGGGAGAGCAGUCCUUAUUGCAGGCCAGCCAGGUACUGGCAAGACUGCUAUAGCUAUGGGUAUGGCUCAAGCCCUUGGUCAAGACACACCCUUCACAGCUAUAGCCGGCAGUGAGAUCUUCUCGCUAGAGAUGAGUAAGACAGAGGCUCUCACUCAGGCUUUCAGAAGAUCUAUCGGAAUCAGAAUCAAAGAGGAGACUGAAAUCAUUGAGGGAGAAGUGGUGGAGAUCCAAAUCGAUAGACCAGCUACUGGAACAGGUGCCAAGGUUGGGAAGCUGACUCUAAAGACGACCGAGAUGGAAACGGUUUAUGACCUCGGAACAAAGAUGAUUGAAUCUCUCACAAAGGAGAAGGUCCAAGCAGGUGACAUCAUCACGAUAGACAAGGCUACAGGCAAGAUCAAUAAGCUUGGAAGGUCAUUCACAAGAGCCAGGGACUACGAUGCUAUGGGACCACAGACUAAGUUUGUUCAGUGCCCCGAAGGUGAGCUUCAGAAGAGGAAAGAAGUCGUCCACACGGUGACGUUACAUGAGAUAGACGUUAUCAAUAGCCGUACACAGGGGUUCCUUGCUCUCUUCUCAGGAGACACCGGUGAGAUCAAGCCGGAGGUGCGAGAGCAGAUCAACGCCAAGGUGGCUGAGUGGAGGGAGGAAGGAAAGGCAGACAUUGUACCAGGGGUUCUAUUCAUUGAUGAGGUUCACAUGCUGGACAUUGAAAGCUUCUCAUUCUUGAACCGAGCUCUAGAAGAUGACAUGGCCCCGGUCCUCAUCAUGGCUACUAACAGAGGCAUUACAAGAAUUCGAGGCACCAGCUACCAGAGUCCUCACGGAAUCCCUCUAGACUUGUUGGACAGGCUACUCAUCAUCUCCACAUCAACCUACAAUGAGAAGGAGUUGAAGCAAAUCUUGAACAUCAGAUGUGAGGAGGAAGAUGUUGAGAUGACUGAUGAUGCGCUGACGGUCCUGACGAGGAUUGGUUUAGAGACAUCAUUGAGAUACGCCAUUCAGCUCAUCACAGCAGCAAACCUUGUCUCCAGGAAAAGAAAGGGUACGGAGGUAGAAGUAGAUGAUAUCAGGCGCGUGUAUUCUCUCUUCUUGGAUGAAUCAAGAUCAACGCAGUUCUUGAAAGAAUACCAGCAAGAUUUUAUGUUCAACGAGGUGGACCCGGCAGGAGAUAAUGAUGAGGAAAUGGAUACAUGAGGAUGUCUCAUCCGAGCUUCAAACCCCUCAUUUGUUUUGUCAACAUAGCAUCUAUUUAUUCACUCUGUGCCUCGGAUACCGGUCUCCCAGAAAAUACACCCAUAAUCCAAACAUCACUCAAGUAUACUGCUCGACCAGAAACUUCACAAAGAUACUUCCGUGAUUAAUGCAAAUGCAGUGUUAUGUCAGUUGUGUUUUUAUCGUUAUGCGUGGCUUGAAUCUUAUGCAAAUUUGGCAAACGGCUUUAAAAUUAAGGUGCAACACGGCUUGGAAAAAUCUUUCCCCCUCCUUCUCCCCCCUCUCAUUAUUAUUUUUUUAAUUUUUAAUUGAACACUUAUUUCCCUAAAUAAAAAUUUAGGGCCUAUCAACCCAGGGUUGGGUUUAAAUGAAUUAACUGAAUACAGACUUUUCUGUUUCUGAGUGUAAUAAUGGAUGUUUUACCUUGUACUUAUAAACAACUUUGUAACAGAAUUGACUGCUUUUGUGACCAUGUGAAAUAUCAGAGGGGUUGAAUAGGACCUUUGAAGAAAA
Messenger RNA from Strongylocentrotus purpuratus (purple sea urchin), 2017 nucleotides. RefSeq names its product ruvB-like 2. The coding region runs from base 86 to 1486 and encodes 466 amino acids. The record is from RefSeq and is a predicted model, not a curated record. NCBI's taxonomy places the organism in Eukaryota, Metazoa, Echinodermata, Echinoidea, Camarodonta, Strongylocentrotidae. Gene Ontology annotation, molecular function: ATP binding; ATP hydrolysis activity; DNA helicase activity. Gene Ontology annotation, cellular component: Swr1 complex; NuA4 histone acetyltransferase complex; Ino80 complex. The transcript is spliced from 14 exons. Gene Ontology annotation, biological process: regulation of transcription by RNA polymerase II; chromatin remodeling; box C/D snoRNP assembly.